Molecule: messenger RNA, 1487 nt
Organism: Gavia stellata (red-throated loon)
Lineage: Eukaryota; Metazoa; Chordata; Aves; Gaviiformes; Gaviidae
Gene: RAB40B
Product: RAB40B, member RAS oncogene family
Exons: 6
Coding region: 1-837 (278 amino acids)
Biological process (GO): protein localization to plasma membrane; intracellular signal transduction
Cellular component (GO): synaptic vesicle; plasma membrane; endosome
Molecular function (GO): GTPase activity; GTP binding
Source: RefSeq, a predicted model, not a curated record
AUGAGCCACCUGGGAAGCCCGGUGAAAGCCUACGAUUUCCUGCUGAAAUUCCUGCUGGUGGGGGACAGCGACGUGGGCAAGGGGGAGAUCCUGGCCAGCCUGCAGGACGGAGCCAGCGAGUCGCCCUACGGGCACAGCCUGGGUAUAGAUUAUAAGACUACAACGAUUCUUCUGGAUGGCCGACGAAUCAAGCUGCAGCUCUGGGAUACAUCAGGGCAAGGGAGAUUCUGCACCAUAUUUCGGUCUUAUUCAAGAGGUGCUCAGGGAGUAAUACUAGUGUAUGAUAUUACAAAUCGUUGGUCAUUUGAUGGAAUCGAUCGAUGGAUAAAAGAAAUAGAUGAGCAUGCUCCUGGUGUACCAAAAAUCCUGGUUGGAAAUCGCCUUCACUUAGCCUUCAAGCGCCAAGUGUCUACUGAACAAGCACAAGCCUAUGCUGAGAGGCUGGGCAUGACUUUUUUUGAAGUCAGUCCACUUUGUAAUUUCAAUAUUACAGAGUCCUUUACUGAGCUAGCAAGAAUAGUAUUGAUGAGACACGGAAUGGACAGGCUCUGGAGGCCAAACAAGGUACUGAGUCUGCAAGACCUUUGUUGCCGUGCCAUAGUUUCCUGUACCCCUGUGCAUCUUGUUGACAAGCUCCCUCUCCCUGUUGCCUUAAGAAGCCAUCUCAAAUCUUUCUCCAUGGCAAAUGGCCUUAAUGCCAGGAUGAUGCAUGGACGCUCGUACUCCCUCACAUCCAGCAACAUCAGUAAAAGGAACAGCUUAAAGAAAGCUAAAAUUAUCCGUCCACCACAGAGCCCACCAAAAAACUGCACAAGAAACAGCUGUAAAAUUUCUUAAGCUCUCGGUGGGAAAAGGAACCUGGAUGGAAUCCCCUCAUGUGAAGUGUUGAACGCGAGGACUCCUUGUUUAAUGAUUGAGCACACUCUAUGUAACGUAUCCCACUACACAGACAAAAAUAAGAAAAAUAGAUCUUAUUUUAGAGCUUGCUCACUACAGUAAUGCUGCUUUGGAAUGAAUGACAUGUUCAGUGCAACUGAAAGGAUGUGACAUUUUGCUGUUGGAUUUUCAUACUGCAUUUUGGUUUCUGAUGUGCAUGAUGCCGUUGUUUUUACUAGUAAAUGUGUUUUCAUAUGGGGAUAAUUAUCAUUAUAUUCAGUUCUUAAUUCCAUGGAAUCUAGAAAGUGACUUACUGUGUAAUUGUAUAAAAUCCUGCCUUUUUGCAAACUAGUCAAAAAUAUAAAAAUGAGUCAUCGGUUUGCAUAUUCAGGCAGAGGUUUUUAAAUGCAAUGUAUUGUAUACAUUGUUAAAUUCUACAAAUGGUGUGACGAAUUCUAGUAACACUGCAAUUGUGCAUUUGGAUUUUUUGUAAGGCUUCCUUGAUAACUUUGAAGCACUAACUUAACUAAGCUAAAAAUGUAUAUAUAAUUAUUACGCACAUACACAACAAGGUUUUGUCCCAUUAGUGUAUGUAAUAGAUUUGAUAAAGU